This is a messenger RNA of Morone saxatilis (striped sea-bass), 451 nucleotides long. RefSeq names its product U3 small nucleolar ribonucleoprotein protein IMP4-like. Gene Ontology annotation, cellular component: nucleolus; Mpp10 complex; small-subunit processome. Gene Ontology annotation, molecular function: rRNA primary transcript binding; snoRNA binding. Gene Ontology annotation, biological process: rRNA processing. Bases 103 to 432 code for a protein of 109 amino acids. The transcript has 4 exons. Lineage: Eukaryota; Metazoa; Chordata; Actinopteri; Moronidae. The record is from RefSeq and is a predicted model, not a curated record.
CUCUUUUCGCCAAUAAGGGAAACUCUUGUACGCAUGUCUUUCUAUCUCCAUGUGAGUACUUCUUGCCUGCUAGUUAGUUAACUUACUAGCUGAAGAAAAAUCAUGCUGCGUCGAGAGGUGAGGCAGAGACGAGAGUACCUGUACAGGAAGGCUCAAGAGGACAGGCUCCGAACCAUUGAGGAGAAGAAACAGAAGCUGAAGGGUGCACUUGAUGAAAAUCGUCUUCUGCCAACCGAGGUACGCAAAGAAGCUUUGCAGCUACAGAAACUACUGGAGUAUGACGAUGAAGGAGCAGAAGGUGUCAGCUCACACAUGGAUGAUGAGUAUAAAUGGGCUGGAGUUGAAGAUCCUAAGCUCAUGGUCACCACAUCCAGAGACCCCAGCUCCAGACUCAAAAUGUUUGCCAAGGUAAGGCCGGUUUUUACUCUGUAAGGAGCCGCUUGGUUAGGAC